AUGCUGGUCGCAGUUUUCACCACAAUGAUUCUUUCACAGUCGGUUGGUCUUUGUCUGCCAAAACGACGACGUGCGGGGCACAUUACCAAGUUGUCCAUGAGCAAUCCGGAAAUGGAGCAGAAGAAAGUGAGCACGUCAUCCACCUCAUCUUCAAAUCAUGAUUCAAACGGUGCGAAGAUGGAUGUAACUGACUUAAAAAUCGAAAUUCCACCACGAAAAGAAACGGAAAAACAACCGGAGACAGACUUACGAUCUCUAAAAGAUGAAAAAAAUCCUCUGCUCGAUCCAAAUGUGCGCGAUCGCCUCAUGUCCAAGAGGAAUGCUGAAAAAACCAAAGAGACGGCACAAGCACAGCAUCCUGCGGAUUCGAAUUUUUCUGUGGUUUCGAAAAUCACGGGAAAACGAGGAACACAGAGUAAAGCAACAGUUAAUGAGGCCAAACAAGCAGCUACUGCAAGUCCUCUCCCAGUGACAUCCAACCCAAACAAUAUCGAUGCUGACGGAAACACAAAAAAGGCACAAGCGCAGCAUCCUGCGGAUUCGAAUUUUUCUGUUAUUUCGAAAAUCAUGGGAAAACGAGGAACACAGAGGAAAACAAUUUAUGAGUCCAAAUUAGUAGCUACUGCAAGUCUUCUCCCAGUGACAUCCGACCCAAACAAUAUCGAUGCUGAGGGACACACAAAAAAGGUCACCACGGGAACCCCAACAAGUGUAGAGCACAACUAUUCAGAAUACGAAGCAGAUGUUAUGAGACCACGAAAAACGCAUUUUUUCACGAAAGUGACAAAAAUUAAGAGAGCGAAAGACGAUAGGAGCAGAAUGGAAAACUCAUAUAUCAGGAAUGAAUCUAAAUACAUUGGCUACCACAAUUCUACAAAAACAACAUUUUUACAGUUUCUCAAAAGACACAGUGAACAGCAUGAUCGCGAACAGGCGACAUGUUUAGCACCUUGUCCCGGAUUACCUGGAAAGGAACCCGGAAGAGCGGUUGAGCAAACGGUGCCUGUUACUUAA
This is a messenger RNA of Necator americanus (New World hookworm), 1014 nucleotides long. RefSeq lists its product as uncharacterized. The record is from RefSeq and is a predicted model, not a curated record. The transcript is spliced from 13 exons. The coding region runs from base 1 to 1014 and encodes 337 amino acids. NCBI's taxonomy places the organism in Eukaryota, Metazoa, Nematoda, Chromadorea, Rhabditida, Ancylostomatidae.